Messenger RNA from Lithohypha guttulata, 1284 nucleotides. RefSeq lists its product as uncharacterized. The coding region runs from base 1 to 1284 and encodes 427 amino acids. Gene Ontology annotation, biological process: fatty-acyl-CoA biosynthetic process; fatty acid beta-oxidation using acyl-CoA dehydrogenase. Lineage: Eukaryota; Fungi; Ascomycota; Eurotiomycetes; Chaetothyriales; Trichomeriaceae. The record is from RefSeq and is a predicted model, not a curated record. Gene Ontology annotation, cellular component: mitochondrial inner membrane. Gene Ontology annotation, molecular function: glutaryl-CoA dehydrogenase activity; fatty-acyl-CoA binding; flavin adenine dinucleotide binding. The transcript has a single exon.
AUGUCUUUGCGCGUAGCAUUUCGUCAAGCAACGCGGCAAAUCUCGAGGCGGCGUCCUGUCUGCGAGGUUGGUCGAAGACAUGCUUCGACACCUGCAAAAUUUCAAUGGGACGAUUCAUUGAACUCUCAGAGCCUGUAUACCGAAGAAGAGCUAGCGGUACAAGAGACAGCACGGUCAUAUUGCCAGGAACAGCUUCUACCUCGAGUACUUGACGCUUAUCGGAAUGAGCACUACCAUCGAGAAAUUCUCUCAGAAAUGGGUGAGCUUGGUCUGUUGGGUGCCACGAUACAAGGUUACGGAUGUGCGGGAGUGAGCAGUGUAGCAUCUGGUCUCAUUACAAGAGAGGUAGAGAGAGUUGACUCGGGCUACAGGUCUGGUAUGUCUGUGCAGAGCUCUCUAGUCAUGGGACCUAUAGACGAGUUCGGGACGAAAGAACAGAAAGACCGCUGGCUUGAGAAGCUGGGACAGGGGAAACUCGUGGGAUGUUUUGGCCUGACGGAGCCCAACCAUGGCUCAGAUCCUGGCUCGUUGGAAACUACAGCCAAACCUCAUCCGUCCAAGGAGGGCUACUACUCAUUGUCUGGUGCAAAGACGUGGAUCACAAACUCUCCAAUUGCUGAUAUCGCGGUUGUUUGGGCUAAGCUACAAGAGACUGGCAAAAUAAGAGGUUUUGUCAUUGAGCGAGAUCAGUGCCCUCCCGGAACCUUCGAGACACCUGUGCUGAAGAACAAAAAUGGCCUGCGAGCGUCGGUGACUGGUAUGAUUCAAUUGGACGAGUGCCCUGUUCCGAAAGAAAACAUGUUCCCAGAGAUCGAAGGUCUCAAAGGUCCAUUUGCAUGCCUCAAUUCAGCCCGGCUUGGAAUAGCUUGGGGAGUUAUGGGAGCGCUCGAAGAUGCUCUCGAGCGCACUCGAAAUUACGCUUUGGAAAGAAAACAAUUCAAAGGCAAUCCAAUUGCGAAGUAUCAGCUGGUUCAGAAGAAGAUGACCGAUGCCAGCACUGACAUAGCUUAUGGUCUACUCGCAGCACACCAGGUCAGUCGACUCAAGGAUGAUGGAAAGGUUGCUCCAGAGAUGAUAUCCAUGAUCAAGCGACAGAACUGCGAUCGAGCCUUGAUCAAUACUCGACAUCUUCAGGAAGUUUUUGGUGGCAAUGCUGUAAGUGAUGAAUAUCAUAUCGGUCGGCACGUAUCAAAUUUGUUUGUAACUCAGACAUAUGAAGGUCAGAGUGACAUUCAUGCACUUGUCAUAGGAAGGGCUAUUACUGGUAUGCAGGCAUUUGUAUGA